This is a messenger RNA of Suillus fuscotomentosus, 1266 nucleotides long. RefSeq names its product oxidative stress survival, Svf1-like protein. The record is from RefSeq and is a predicted model, not a curated record. Gene Ontology annotation, cellular component: cytoplasm. Bases 1 to 1266 code for a protein of 421 amino acids. Gene Ontology annotation, biological process: response to oxidative stress. The transcript has 4 exons. Lineage: Eukaryota; Fungi; Basidiomycota; Agaricomycetes; Boletales; Suillaceae.
AUGUUCUCCUCUUUAUUUUCAACUGCACCCCCUGUCGAUCCGAAGGCCCAGAACUUAUUCCCUGUCUCGGAAAGUUCAGAUCUCCUCGGGGGGCUGGAGGCGAAGGAUCUUGAGUGGACAUGUGCAGGAGGCUUUACAGCAGAGACUCAGAUUUUUUAUCAGUUCUUACAGGAUGGAACGAUGUUGAUGUGUCAAGUGAUUCACUCGUCAAUCGGUUUGUGGUAUCCUACUAUUCAGUUCACAUGCAAGAUCUAUAACCCCACGACGAAAGAAACGAUUUGGCGUUCUGUCAAUGUUACAAACUUUACAACCGCUCCACCUGGUCUCGACAAGAGAUCUAGCAAGGCAGAUCAAUUCUCCAUCACCCACAAGCCUUCCUCGGAUGAUUCACAUGCUGAAAUGUACACCAUUCGCGCAAACCUCUCAGACAACUUGCAGAUAUCACUCGAUGUCUCACGUCCCUCUGCUGUACCCGGGUUCAAGAUUGGCAAGGGGCCAAAAGGGGGAUACUCGUACUUUGGGUCAGAUCAACAGAAACCAGAUGGCUACGUCGUCCAUCGCUUCUGGCCUCGUACUAAAGCCAGCGGUCACAUCAUCCACAAUGGCCGUGCAAUCGUUGCUGAGGGCCACGGCAUGCUCGUUCAUGCUAUCCAAGGCAUGCGUCCCGACUUACUUGCAUCGCGAUGGAAUUUCGCGCACUUCCAAAGCGACGCCCAUGACGGUGUAUCUGCAAUCCAAAUGGAAUUCAAAACUUUGGACACUCAUGGUCGCCAUGGACCUGGCUCUGGCGGAGUCGUAGUCAACGUUGGUUCAUUAGUGCUUGGUGGGAAGCUAGCUGCGGUCACAGCAGAGACUAAAUGGGCAGGCGAAGGACAGUCUAUGAAAGCUGUGAUGUCGCGUGCCCAUCACCUCAACCCUGUCCAUGAUCCGGAUACUGGCUACAUGCAGCCUACUGCGGUUGAGUUCCGAUGGGCAGGCCCAUCCCUGCUGCCUGGUGUGGAUGGUUCUGUCAAUGCAUCUGUGCAUCUUGAUGUCGGCAGUCCAUCUUCACCUAAGGGUUUAAUUGAGAAGGUGGACUUCCUUGCAGAGAUCCCGUAUGUGAUCAAGACAAUGGUCAGUUACGUUGCAGGCACAAAGCCAUAUAUUUAUCAGUGGCAAGACAAGGCCAAGCUUGUUGUGCGUGGUCCAGAUGCAAUUAUUCCCGGGCUUUCCGAAGGAUUAGAUGUAGAAGGGUUGCUAUACACAGAAGCCUCGUUCAUAUCUUAG